GCCAGUUACACCGGCGCAAAACAGAAGCUUGUCCAUGUCUUACAACAAGAGAGUGUAUACCCGUCCGCUGGAACAGGCCGGCGGGAUGAACCCGUCCCCAGCACGGGGCGACCUCACCGGUCAAGCGGGUAACCCGGGACCCGACCCGGUCACUGGGGUGGAUGAGCCGGUACCUGGAAUAGAGCAGCCCGAUAGCGGACAACCUCAGUAUCGGGGUGGAUAUUCGAUGAUUGCACCGAACGCGAGCAAGCGAUCUCAAUUGCAGCUAAUGGCUAACAAGGAACUGGAGGAUCUGAGGCAGUGGAAGGAAACUCACAAACCUGGUUCCCUCAGCUUGACUCCCAUGCGUUUGGGUGGACUUGCUUCAGAGCAAAAAGUAAGACGACAGCAACAAAUAAAUCUCAUGGGGUCGAAGCUCCAGCAAAGAGCUAAAAAAGAAGAACAAGACCGGAAAAAGAAAGAAGCUGAAGAACUCGAGUAUCAGAAAAUGAAGGAUAUUCAGAGAGAAAAAGCUAAUAAACUUGAGGAAAAAAGGAAGCAGGAGGAAAUGCAGAGGAAAGCACAGCAACAAGGCCAAUACCAGCAAACCAUGCAACAUUUCUUUCGUGGGAUAGAAGCCAACAGGUCAUAUCAGCCUCCCAGCUCUGUAGUUUCAACCACAUCAUGGGCCAAAAAAGAAGAACAUGACCGGAAAAAGAAAGAAGCUGAAGAACUCGAGUAUCAGAAAAUGAAGGAUAUUCAGAGGGAUAGAGCUAAUAUACUUGAGGAAAGAAGGAAGCAGGAGGACAUGCAGAGGAAAGCACAGCAGCAAGUUCAGCAACAGCAAACCAUGCAACAUUUCCUAGAUAGGAUAGAUGCCAACAGAUCACGCCCGUCCCCAAGCUCUGCACUUUCAACCACGUCCUGGGACAGGAAUCGCACCUCUUGGGAGGAUCAGAAGGAGGCUGUAAAACAGAAACUACAGGAGACAAAAGAGGAAGGAAUGAUAAAGAGUGAAUACUUGGCAGAGAAGGAAUCCCAGCUGGAAGCUGAACAGCAAAGAAGGCUUCAAGACGAUCAUAGGAGGAAGAAUAAUGCUUUCUUGGACAAUCUUGAAAGAAGGCAACAAUCUGGUGAGAAUUUGCACCACAUCUCACCUUCUUUACCUGAUGAGAAAUUCUUUAGACAUCAGGUAAAGAAGGACACUAGAGAAUACGUUACUGCAUAUCAUGGAGAUGAUGAAGAAGAAUACCUCAAUGAUGCCCUGACUGAUCAUGACGUUUACAGAGGUUCACCUGAAGGUGCUGAUCAAGACUGGGAUUUGAUGAAGCUUUCUUCUUUCUUUCCGGACUACGAAGUAAAGAUUCUGGAGGAACUCUUGGAACAGUGCAAUGGAGAUUAUGCAAGAGUGAUCCAGCUUUUGCAAUAAACAACUCGGAAUCAAGUGGAAUUUGCAAGAUUUUUUAAAUAGUAAAAACAUAAUUCAAGUAGGUUUAAGCAAACUGCAUUGCACCUCAAAGUGGCCCUCCUCCAAAAAGCUUCAGGUUACCACAGUGGUGGCACAUUAAUGAAGCUGGUAGAGCAGCUGCCCCACGACUAGUAAUCUGAGUUCAAUCCUGACUUUCAAUGUUGUCUGUACAGAUUUUGCCUGUUCUCCCCGUAACCUUGUGAGUUUCUCCUUGGUGCUCCAAUUUCCUCCAAUAUGAGGAUUGGUAGGCGAGUUGUCUACUGUAAAUUGGUUAAAGUGUGUAAGGUGAGUGGUGGAAUUUAGAGAUUCACCUAUAAUGAAAUAAGGAAUAAAUGUGUGCGUUUAAAAACAAAUAA
This is a messenger RNA of Leucoraja erinaceus (little skate), 1803 nucleotides long. RefSeq names its product epithelial stromal interaction 1 (gene epsti1). The transcript is spliced from 12 exons. The coding region runs from base 35 to 1408 and encodes 457 amino acids. The record is from RefSeq and is a predicted model, not a curated record. NCBI's taxonomy places the organism in Eukaryota, Metazoa, Chordata, Chondrichthyes, Rajiformes, Rajidae.